This is a messenger RNA of Loxodonta africana (African savanna elephant), 9339 nucleotides long. It is a transcript of the gene BRAF, whose product is annotated as B-Raf proto-oncogene, serine/threonine kinase. Gene Ontology annotation, cellular component: cytoplasm. Gene Ontology annotation, molecular function: protein kinase activity; ATP binding. The transcript is spliced from 20 exons. The record is from RefSeq and is a predicted model, not a curated record. Gene Ontology annotation, biological process: Ras protein signal transduction; protein phosphorylation. NCBI's taxonomy places the organism in Eukaryota, Metazoa, Chordata, Mammalia, Proboscidea, Elephantidae. The coding region runs from base 1 to 2409 and encodes 802 amino acids.
AUGGCGGCGCUGAGCGGCGGCGGCGGCGCGGAGCAGGGCCCGGCGCUGUUCAACGGGGACAUGGAUCCCGAGGCGGGCGCCGGCGCUGCGGCCUCGUCGGCCGCCGACCCUGCCAUCCCCGAGGAGGUGUGGAACAUCAAGCAGAUGAUCCAGUUGACACAGGAGCACAUAGAGGCCCUGCUGGACAAGUUUGGGGGGGAGCACAACCCACCAUCAAUCUAUCUGGAGGCCUAUGAAGAAUACACCAGCAAGCUAGAUGCCCUCCAACAAAGAGAACAGCAGCUAUUGGAAUCCCUGGGGAACGGAACUGAUUUUUCUGUUUCUAGCUCUGCAUCAACGGACACCGUUACAUCUUCUUCCUCCUCUAGCCUUUCAGUGCUACCUUCAUCUCUUUCAGUUUUUCAAAAUCCCACAGAUGUGUCACGGACCAACCCCAAGUCACCACAAAAACCUAUCGUUAGAGUCUUCCUGCCCAACAAACAGAGAACAGUGGUACCUGCACGGUGUGGUGUCACAGUCCGGGACAGCCUGAAGAAGGCGCUCAUGAUGAGAGGUCUGAUCCCAGAGUGCUGUGCCGUUUACAGAAUUCAAGAUGGAGAGAAGAAACCGAUUGGCUGGGACACUGAUAUUUCCUGGCUGACUGGCGAGGAGUUACAUGUAGAAGUGUUGGAGAAUGUUCCACUCACAACACACAACUUUGUACGGAAAACUUUUUUCACCUUAGCAUUUUGUGACUUUUGUCGAAAGCUGCUUUUCCAAGGUUUCCGCUGUCAGACAUGUGGUUACAAGUUUCACCAGCGUUGUAGUACAGAGGUUCCGCUGAUGUGCGUUAAUUACGACCAACUGGAUUUGCUGUUUGUCUCCAAGUUCUUUGAACACCACCCAAUCCCGCAGGAGGAGGCCUCCUUAGCAGAGACAGCACUGCCCGGAUCGUCCCCUCCCGCACCCCCCUCAGACGCUCGUGGGCCCCAAAUUCUCACCAGUCCGUCUCCUUCAAAAUCCAUUCCAAUUCCACAGCCCUUCCGACCAGCAGAUGAAGAUCAUCGAAAUCAGUUUGGGCAGCGAGACCGGUCCUCGUCGGCCCCCAAUGUGCAUAUAAACACAAUAGAGCCUGUCAAUAUUGAUGACUUGAUUAGAGACCAAGGGUUUCGUGGUGAUGCAGCCCCUUUGAACCAGCUGACGCGCUGUCUUCGGAAAUACCAAUCCCGGACUCCCAGUCCCCUCCUCCAUUCUGUCCCCAGUGAAAUAGUGUUUGAUUUUGAGCCUGGCCCAGUGUUCCGAGGAUCAACCACAGGUCUGUCUGCGACCCCUCCCGCAUCACUCCCUGGCUCGCUCACUAAUGUGAAAGCCUUACAGAAAUCUCCUGGACCUCAGCGGGAAAGGAAGUCCUCGUCAUCCUCCGAAGACAGGAAUCGAAUGAAAACGCUUGGUAGGCGGGAUUCAAGUGACGACUGGGAGAUUCCUGAUGGGCAGAUCACAGUUGGACAGAGAAUCGGAUCUGGGUCAUUUGGAACCGUCUACAAGGGCAAGUGGCAUGGUGAUGUGGCAGUGAAGAUGUUGAAUGUGACAGCACCCACACCUCAGCAGCUACAGGCCUUCAAAAAUGAAGUAGGAGUCCUCAGGAAAACACGACAUGUGAAUAUCCUACUCUUCAUGGGCUACUCAACAAAGCCACAGCUCGCCAUCGUCACCCAGUGGUGUGAGGGCUCCAGCUUGUAUCACCAUCUCCACAUCAUUGAGACCAAAUUUGAGAUGAUCAAACUCAUAGACAUUGCACGACAGACUGCACAGGGCAUGGAUUACUUACACGCCAAGUCAAUCAUCCACAGAGACCUCAAGAGUAAUAAUAUAUUUCUUCAUGAAGACCUCACAGUAAAAAUAGGUGAUUUUGGCCUAGCCACAGUGAAAUCUCGAUGGAGUGGGUCCCAUCAGUUUGAACAGUUGUCUGGAUCCAUUUUGUGGAUGGCACCGGAAGUAAUCAGAAUGCAAGAUAAGAACCCCUAUAGCUUUCAGUCAGAUGUGUAUGCAUUUGGGAUUGUCCUGUAUGAACUGAUGACUGGACAGUUACCUUAUUCAAACAUCAACAACAGGGACCAGAUAAUUUUUAUGGUGGGACGAGGAUACCUGUCUCCAGAUCUCAGUAAGGUACGGAGUAACUGUCCAAAAGCCAUGAAGAGAUUAAUGGCAGAGUGCCUGAAAAAGAAACGAGACGAGAGACCACUCUUUCCCCAAAUUCUUGCCUCUAUUGAGCUGCUGGCCCGCUCAUUGCCAAAAAUUCACCGCAGUGCAUCCGAACCCUCCUUGAAUCGGGCCGGCUUCCAAACAGAGGAUUUUAGUCUGUAUGCUUGUGCUUCUCCAAAAACGCCCAUCCAGGCAGGGGGCUACGGAGAAUUUGCAGCCUUCAAGUAGCCACACCAUCAUGGCAGCAUCUGCUCUUAUUUCUUGAGUCUUGUGUUCGUACAGUUUGUUAACAUCAAAACAGUUCUGUUCCUCAGAUCUUUUUUUAAAGAUAAAAAAUGUUCAAUGCAUAAGCUAGUGUGGAACAGAAUGGAAUUUCCCAUCCAACAAAAGAGGGAAGAAUGCUUUAGGAACGAGAAUUCUCUGCUGCCAGUGUUUCUUCUUCAACACAAACACCACGUGCACACGAGUCUGCCCGCUCCCAGGAAGAAAGAGGAGAGACCCUGACCUCUGACCUUUUGAUGGUCAGGCAUGAUGGAAAGGACCUGCUGCUGCAGCUUGGGAGAUUGGCUCUGGAAGGUCUGCCAGCCCACCCUGCCCUUCUAACCACCAGAUCUGUGUGUGGCUGAUCACCUGAUGGGGCGGUUCAGUCACCAAGCCUUGUUCUCUGUCCUGUUCUGGGAGUUUGUGGUGCGCUCUUUCCCCACCCCCACUGGUGAAUUUCUGAGGGAUGGAACAAAAUGCAGCAUGCCCUUUCUGUGAGGGGCCUUUCCCCGGGGCCGUUUCUGUGAGGAGCUUUUCCCCGGGGACCCUUUCUGUAAGGAGCCUUUCCCAGGGGGCCCUUUCUGUGAGGGGCCUUUCCCCGAGGGGGCCUUUCCCUGAGGAAACUUUCCCCUGAUGGUCCCUUUCCCUCAGGAGGCCUUUCCCUGAGGGGCCUUUCAAGCUUUGACACCGUUUAUCAACAGGAAGCUACUUCACUGGGAUGGAGGGUGAGAGAGAAGAGGAGGUACUGUGGGGUCUGGAGGAAAGGGGAAUGCUGCAUCUUUUUCCUUACCUGUGGGUUUCUGGCCUCUGUUUCCUCACUCAUGAGGGUGUCUGCUGGCCAUGCAGGCUGGGGAGUCUGUCACACACGCCGCCUUUUCUCACUGGGUCCAGCAAUGAGGACAAGCAUUUGGGGAUUUCCCCUCCACAAUGUAGCAAGUUCUCAGGAAAAUACAGUUUAUAUCUUCCUCCUCAGCUCUUCCAGUCAGUCACCAAGCACUCCUGUGGCUCCUUUGCCUAGGACGCAAAAUGCCAUGGCUGUAUCUCUUCGGAGGCCUACAAAACUGCUCAGUGACAGUUUUGAAUGUGAGAAAUUUAUGUAGUUUAAAUGUCAGGUACAGGUUUUAAUUUCUGAGUUUCUUCUAUUUAUAUUUUUACUGAAAGAAAAUAAUUUUCAGAUUUAAUUGAAUUGGAAUAAAUACUUCCCAUCAGAAUUAUAUAUCCUGCAAAUUGUAUUUUUGUUACAUUAGCAACUUUUAAAGAAAAAUCGUUAUCCUUUUCUCUACCUAAAUAUGGGGAGUCUUAGCAUAAUGACAAAUAUUUAUAAUUUUUAAAUCAAUGGUACUUGCUGGAUCCACACUAACAUCUUUACUAAUAUCUCAUCAUUUCUUCCAGCUGACUCUCCCGCAGUCCGCCCUGCAUCCUCUUUCCAGCCCUCUGUCUAGAAUGUGCACCCUAAAAUAAAAAUGGUAGUGUCUCCAGUAACUCUCCUUCCUUUUUCCCAAGCCUGGUCUUCAAAAGGUGAAUGAUUCGGCAGCUGAGUUCCUCAGGCAGAGAAUGGAGACAUUUUAGGGCUGUUGGGACUGAGGAAGAAUGUGUGAAGCCUGACAUCAGUUAUUUUUCUGGAAAGAGCUGCUGUGGUGUUAAGAACCUCAUUCUUUCUUACCUUUGCACAAGUGGGAAAUGAAACCUGGUCAGGCUUCCCUUGGCCUGUACCUGUACUGCAGUGUAGUGUAAAUCACAGGAGGAGUAAGCGAAGUGACUCUGGACAUGUUGGCGGCAACUUCCUAUCCCUUCUCUGGAGUCUAGAAUCACUUAUCAGGAUAUAGGGACAUCAAUUAAAUCAGGUGUCUUAGCUCAGCCAAGGACCUGAGAGAAAUUAGACAGGAACUAAAAUAAAUCAGAGAACUAAUUCAUUAUUUUAAAACUUCAAGUUAUAACUCCUGGCCCUAUCUACAUUUCAGCCUACUGAAGCUCACCACCAUUAGAUGGCUUUUGCUAAAAUCCUGAAUUCAGAGGAAGGCCUGCUGAAAAUCUCAUGGGCUUGUAAAGUUUGUCCCAAUAAAAUGGAAAAUUAUCUGAAGUUCUUCGUCAGUUUGAAAGCCGUGCGUUCUGCGGUGUUCAGGAGCAGAGCAAGGUCUUACAGUAUUGAGGGUCAUGGAGGCGGCAGUGGCCAGGCUGACCAAGGACGGCUGGGGCCAGGGUGCUGCCCCUCCUGAAAGCUGCACUGCUUUGCUUUGAAAUACUUUUGACAUGGUCAUGGUUCCCCAACUGGGUGAAGAAACCUAGGCCUGACCAAAGGGGUGUCCUCUGGAUUCAACCAAGCAGGUGACCUGCCAGAGGAGUGAGGCCGAGAGACAGGCAGUACUUAGGGAGGUAGCUGAGAAUUUGGAUUUUCAAAACAAAAUUCAGAGCGACACACUUCCUUCCCUUUCCUUUCGGAAUAGGUUGCUAUCUCAUUUGAAAAAGGGGAGUAGACUUGAUUGAAAGCAAAGCUGUGCCCAGAAGCCAGGCUCAGGGUAUUCUUGAGAGGUUUUAUAGAGCCCUUACAAAUAAAAAUUAGUAAAACUUUAAAAUCUUCCUUGUCUUCAUCAAAUAGUUUUUCCCCUAGUCUACAAAUUGCAUGAAAAGGAGUUUGUAUUUGGAUUGCUUUGUUUCUUGAUAUUUACACUGUUGUGUGCUGUCAAGUCAGUUCUGACUCACAGCAAUCCUAUAGGACAGAGUAGAACUGCCCCGUAGGGUUCCAGCGGGUGGCUGGUGGAUCCAAACUGUAGACUUUGGAGCUCCUGAGGAAAUACAAGGAAGAGCUCCGUAUCCAGGCCACGCACUUUGCAAGGGUCUGUAUAGAAGGUGGGCUGCUGUGCUGGCUGGCCCUGAGGCUGUGGCGGCCCUGUGGGAGGCUUUGUUUCUGGCCAGGAGAGGUGAACCUUCUGCAGACCUGGAGGGCAGCCACAAAGGACUAUGUUAAAAUAGGUGGUCUUCCAGGUGCACCUUUUUCGUCAUUAAACCAGUCUUGGUCCUGGACAUUUGCCAUUGAAGUACUUGGACCAAAAAGCAGUUUUUAAAAAGGGUUUGUGAAGAGAAAGCCCAAUGUGAUAUGUGUAUUUAUGUGGACCUUAAAAGCAGAUUCUGUCUAGCUGUCAAAUCUGGUUCCUGGCCGUCCUGCCCCGAUUGUACUUAAGAUCUGGAAGGACAGACGGGGGUACCUUCAAAGGUAAAACCCCAAAGGGAUGUUUUGUAUCCAUGUGGGCGCUGGAGAAGAGAGUAUAUAUAGUUAAAGAAAGCACUCCCGCCUUCAGCGCUGUCUGCCUAAAGCCCUCCCCCACCCCACGCCGUCCCCCACUGACCAGCCAUACCGCACCGGCCCCCACACUUGGCGCACUAGCCACCCUUGCAAACAUCGUCUAGCUUAGUUUGAAAUACGUCGCAGGGUUCAGGGGACCUUUCCAAAAACUACCUCCUCAGAAUGAGGAAACAAAUAUCUAUUUUAAACUUAACAGUCAGGGGCUCCGGAACAUGAGGGUGGUUUGAGACUCUAGCUUGGACCGCAGUACUCGUUUGCCCUAGAGGACAUCACGUGUUCAAGCGGUGAACGUGUAGCACCGAGUGUCUGCAUGUCAGUGCAGGUGGUGCCGCAAUCGACUGGGGUACCUUCCAGAAUCUGAACCUUGAAUCGGCUGCAUGGUGGCACAGUGGUGAAGCACUCGGCUGAUAAUCAAAAGGCCGGCAGUUCGAAUCUACCAGCCACUCUUUGGGAGAAAAAUGGGGCAGGCCUGCUGUGUCCUUUGGGGUCGCUGUGAGUCAGAAUCAACUCAAUAGCAACGGGUCAGACUUGCCAAGACGGUGCGUCUUCAUCACAAGUUGGCCAUGGCUUUGUCACAGGCGUAAGUCUUCGUACAGAUGCUGCCCCUCUAGGAGGGUAGGUGGCCACCCAUCUGCAAGAUCCCCUUCUUGGUCCAGGUUGGCAUUGUAAGUGCUCGAGAACCAUCAGUCCUCUGAGACUAGCAUGCUCCAACCACGAGGCUAGAAAAGCCACAGCCGGAGAUGGAAGGCUCCUGUGAGCAUGAGCAGGUCACACAUCAGCGUGGUGUAGGCAAGGCUCUGGGAGAUACCUUGACAAUUUGCCAAAUGAUCUUACUGUGCCUUCAUGAUGCAAUAAAAAAAAAAAAAGCUAAACUUUUAGCAGAAAUCAGUGAUUUGUAAGAGAGCAGGCACUCUGGCUUCACUCCGCUGCAUUAGUAUUUUUUAGAGUGCAACUUAACCUGCAAAGAUAAAUGCACUAAAGAGUUUAUAGCCAAAAUCACAUUAAAAAAAUGAGAAAACGAAGGUCAGUUUUCAGUGAACAAAACUAUUUUUUUAAAGCACAUUAAUCCUUAGUAUAGUCAGAUAUAUUUAUCACCUAGAGCAAUUAGGUUGAAAAUGUAGUGAAGUGACAUUUCUAGAGAAAUUUUUCUACUCCCAUCGGUUCUUCAAGCAUGGAACUUUUAUGCCACAGGCGAGUUUGCAGGCAGGUUAGACCUGAGUUCAGGCUGGAGUCCUGCGCGUCAGACUUGGUGAGAAUGGUGGGUGAAGCUCACGGCCAAGUGCAUCUUCACCAUCUCCAGGCACCGCUGCCAGCCUUGGCGUGGGUUUUUUCUGAGUUUGAAGUGUAAUCUUGCUCCCCAGGACUGUGUGCGAAUUAAGCAUUAAGCGAAUUAAGGACUGUGCUGCUGCUGCUGCUCCUCCCCCAGCAGACCAGCCAGGUAGGUCUCUGGAAGCAUCCAUGCCAAGGGUGUGACAUUUGCAGUGACUGACCAGGUGGAGCGCCCUCCGUGUGUGAUCCUGGUUGGACUGGAGCAUCGCAGCAUCCCAGUGUCCUUAGGUUGCAGCCUGAGGGGGGCCUGCGGAGGUGGUGACCUGCCUCUUGGCCAGAGGACAGUGGAGUGGUGGUCAGGGUCCUGGGGCUCCAAAUUGUUAGCUCUGGUUCAGUCGGAAGACUGGUAAGGUGUUCUGUCAAGUCAGUACACUGGAGAGUAAGCUGUGCUUUGUUGUUUUCAGAGAACCCAUUGUUCUCACUUCUCUUUGGGCAAAGACAUUUGAAAUUGAAAUUCAGUCCUAAACUCUGUCAGUUGCAGAAAGGGUACUAUUUGUAAGGUGGAAGAGAACAAGAAGUUAAGUCCAGAAAUCUUAGAUUAAGGUAGCAGUGCUUUAAAAAACCACAUAGGGACAGCUAGUCCCCACCUCAGUGCAGUGAGUGAAGCCCAUCUUUUGUUUCAGGAUAUACAACCCCAACUGAUGAUUGAAUCACCUUCAUUAAAAUCCUGGGCUUUGUUUAGCUGUUUCAACUAAUUACAAUGAUAAAACUCACUGUUGUGCAGGAGGGCACAGUCUUUCUUUUUUUUUUUUGAAGAAUUCUGUAGAUUGAAGUUCUCUUUGAAAACAAAGAACUGAAAUGUUCAUUCAUGCUAGUAUAAAAAAAAAAUGGUGCAAACCAUUUGCUUGUCCUGAAGGCUGCCAGCACGUCAGUGCCCCACCACUGGCUGUCCCUGUGGCGCCCUGCCCUCCCCUGCCCUGCCCUGCCCUGCCCUGCCACGGGGGGUCGGAUGUGAAACCCACAGAAAACACGCAGGGAAGGUGACGUCUCCAGGGUGGAGCGGGGUCAGCAGUGGGUUGCUUCGCCCCGGUCUGGUUUUGAAAAUGACUAUGUUGCAUUUCUGUGUGAAGCCUUUUUUAGCCCACGUGUGUUUGGGUGGUAGCAGUCACAUAGGAGGGAACUUCAGUCUAGCAUAAGCAACAGAGCUCACAGAUGAGGCACAAACGUAGUGAAAAUGGACCAAAAUGGGGCGGGUGGGGGGAUAGAUGUGAGGGUGGGAGAUAAACUCUAAUUACCUGAGAUACAGUGUAAGAGUGCAAUAAGUGUGCUUUUUUAUUCUAAGCUGUGAACGGUUUUUUAAAAAAUCAUUCCUUCCUGAUACACCUGUGUAUGUUCGUAGCUGAGGCCAGCUAUGUAAACACAUCAUAGCUUGUCAUUCACGUUGUUACCAACACCCAGCGGCUGACCUAUGUCUUAUUUAUCUUCUUGUUUAGUUUACAUAGGGGUGUGUGUGCGUGUGUGCUGUGCCCUCCCCCCGUGUGACAUCCUGUGUCCUCGGCCACACCGCACGUAUGGCCCCAGUCAGGCCUUCGUGGCACCACCUGUGUGAAGGACGGAUCAGAGUGACUCAGGUUAGCAGUGACCACUCUGACCCUUCCUCACUCAGCAGUUGCUGCUUCUGCUAAAACGGGAGAGGACAACAACCAGGGCUCAGCUCACUGCUGGCUGACACCGGGCCAAGUUCCCUUCAGGAGCUGCAGUGGCUCUGUGCUUUGGGCCCAGAAAGAGGAGAUUGCCCCCUUUUCAUGCACUUCUCCUCAGGGGGAGAGCAGAGGGGGCAUCCGCCCCCCCCCCCCCCGCCUGUGCCGGCAGCCGUGAUUACUGCCCCAGCAAGUCACAGACACACUUCACGGUGAUUCACCUCAGCCCCGCUCAGCGGCCAAAAGAGCUCGUGUGUCGGGCGUGUGCCCAGGGAACAGGUGGAACUUUUUACCUGUCCACAGACUGUACCUGCUUUGCAAAAAUUACAAUGGAAUAACUAUUUUUAAAGCUUAUUUUUCAAUUCAUAAAUAAAAGGACCUUUAUUUUCAGUUAAAUGGAUGACGUCUCCCUCUUGUUCUGUAAUCUUCAAUGUUUGCUUGAGCCCUUUUUUUCUUUUUUUUUUUUUAAUUCUUCCCAUCCCUACUUCCUGAUACUUUGGUUCUCUUUCCUGCUCAGGUCCCUUCAUUUGUACUUUGGAGUUUUUCUCAUGUAAAUUUGUACAAUGGAAAAUAUUGUUCAGUUUGGAUAGAAAGCAUGGAGAAUUAAAUAAAAAAAGAUAGCUGAAA